Morus notabilis is the source of this 1346-nucleotide messenger RNA. RefSeq lists its product as uncharacterized. NCBI's taxonomy places the organism in Eukaryota, Viridiplantae, Streptophyta, Magnoliopsida, Rosales, Moraceae. Bases 381 to 1133 code for a protein of 250 amino acids. The transcript has a single exon. The record is from RefSeq and is a predicted model, not a curated record.
CCUUAGCGUGUGCGCGAGUUCGCGAGAGAGAAAGUCCACUCUUACGAACGCAAACAAAACCCAACCAACCAUUUUUUAUUUUGCACCACUCCCAAUUACCCAAAUCAACCGCAAUACAAAAACCCAUUUUUUCUUCUUCUCUUCUUCUUCUUCUUAUUUCUCUUCUCUACUCCUACUCACGAUUAAGAAAACGACUAUUUCUUGUUCUAUGAUUUCUCUGCCGGCCUUACCCAGUACGCUUUGGAUCUGAUUCUCGAUUCGGAAUUCUCAUCAUUUUAUUCCGAUUUCAAUUCAAUUCCAGUUGGGUUGAUCUGAUUUCUAGUUUUCGUUAAUUUUGAUCGGAUCAAUCAUUUUUUUUUUUUGGAUUCUGUUUCUCUGAAAUGGUCUAUCAUCUGCCGAGCUCAAUAUCGGUCUGCAAGUCCGUUGACCAAACCCCCUCUCCCAUGGCGAGCUUAUCAUCACCGUCCGAUCCACCAUCAGGUCCCACCAAGUCAAAUAAUCAUCAUUUGAACAAAUCCAGAAAGAUUCAUCAAAACUCGACCCCAAAUCCAUGCUCUACAACUUGCUGCGAUCGAUCCCGAUCGGGCGCCAUCGACGUCGUGAUCUUCAUCGCCGUGAUCGUCGCCCUCGGCUUCCUAAUCUUCCCUUCCCUCAAAUUCCUCUUCUCCCAAUCCCUCCAAAUCCUUGGAACCGUCAAGGACAUCCUUAGGGAUGAAGUUUCGCAGGCUCCGCUGGUGUACGGAUCCGUGGGGCUCAGCGCUUGCUCGGCGGUUUUGGCCGCCUGGGGAGUUAUUGCCUGCACCACCAGGAAAUGCGGGAAUCCAAACUGCAAGGGCCUCCGAAAGGCGGCCGAGUUCGACAUCCAGCUCGAGACCGAGGACUGCCUCAAGAAUCAUAAUAAUAGUAAUAACAAUAACAAUCACCACAACAACAAUAAUAAUCUGUUGGCUUCGACGGAGAAAAAGGGAUUGUUCGAAUUGCCCCGCGAUCACCACCGUGAACUGGAGGCCGAGCUGAAGAAGAUGGCGCCACCGAACGGCAGGGCCGUCCUGGUUUUCCGGGCUAGGUGCGGCUGUUCUCUCGGCAGGUUGGAAGUUCCUGGGCCCAAGAAGCAUCGAAAGAUCAAGAAGUAGGAUAUAUAUAUAUAUAUAUAUAAAUAGAUAUAGAAGAUGAAUACAGGAGGGGUUUAGUGUUAAUCUUCUGGGAUAAUAAAAAGGUUGGUUACAUUAGCUAAUGGGGGAAUAAUACUAAUAAUAAGUUGUAAGGAGCAUGGAUGGACCGUGAUAUACAGUUUGUUUAUUUAUAGUUGGGGAAUACAAACAACUUUUUCUUAUUUAAUUUGGUUA